Messenger RNA from Cercopithifilaria johnstoni, 456 nucleotides. The record is from the annotation of a GenBank genome assembly. NCBI's taxonomy places the organism in Eukaryota, Metazoa, Nematoda, Chromadorea, Rhabditida, Onchocercidae.
AUGGGACAGAUGUCAUUCUUCUGCAAAACAACGGACCGCAAUAAGGUUUCUGUGACGAACGAUAACAAGCAACUACUCAAAAUUGUAAAUGAUUCGGAGGACUCCAGCGAUGAAAGUACGUUAGAAUCAAGGAAUACUAGUGAAAGCCACAGGGCGACACUGCAUAUUGAUUUAGGAAAUGAAGAAAAGGCGCAAAUAAUUUGCAAAACCUUAGCAGUCGACAAGGAACCAUCGAGGAGUACAGCCAAACGAACAUACAGUGUGCGAGGGCAUCAUUUGGUUGUUGAGAUCGUGAGUAUGGACGCGAAAUAUCUUCAGAAGUCGAUCGAUAAUUUGUUCGACAUGUGUUAUUUAGCUAAACAAACAAUCGAGGAAGUUACAAGAUAUCGCUUAAAAAUGUCUAAUAAUGUUACUGAUACAUCUCUUGGUUGGAAUGAGAAAAGUAAAGACCAAUGA